Messenger RNA from Stomoxys calcitrans (stable fly), 1420 nucleotides. RefSeq names its product AP-3 complex subunit mu-2 (gene carmine). Gene Ontology annotation, biological process: intracellular protein transport; endocytosis. The record is from RefSeq and is a predicted model, not a curated record. The transcript is spliced from 6 exons. Gene Ontology annotation, cellular component: cytoplasmic vesicle; clathrin adaptor complex. Lineage: Eukaryota; Metazoa; Arthropoda; Insecta; Diptera; Muscidae. The coding region runs from base 71 to 1318 and encodes 415 amino acids.
UUGUAGUGGUGUAUCUGAAAAUUAAUUUGUAUAGGAAUUUUGUUGGCAAAAAUUUAAAGGAAAAACAAAUAUGAUACAUAGUUUGUUUAUAGUAAAUAAUAGUGGGGAUGUGUUUCUCGAAAAACACUGGCGUUCAGUUGUAUCCCGUUCCGUAUGUGACUAUUUUUUAGAUGCACAGAGAAAUUCACAAAAUGAUGUGCCCCCAGUUAUUUCAACUCCCCAUUAUUAUUUGAUUACCGUUCAACGUAAAGGCAUCUCUUUGGUAGCAGCCUGUAAACAAGAGGUUCCACCUCUAUUUGUUAUUGAAUUUUUACAUCGUGUUGUCGACACAUUUGAAGAUUAUUUUGCCGAUUGCUCCGAAUCGAUCAUUAAGGAAAACUAUGUGUUGGUCUAUGAGUUGUUGGAUGAAAUGUUGGAUAAUGGCUUCCCCUUGGCCACUGAGAGCAAUAUAUUGAAGGAGUUGAUUAAGCCGCCAAAUAUUUUGAGAACAAUAGCCAAUACAGUGACGGGUAAAAGCAAUGUUAGUACCAUCUUGCCUCAAGGACAACUUUCGGCUAUACCCUGGCGAAGAAGCGGCGUACGCUACACCAACAAUGAAGCCUAUUUUGAUGUUAUCGAAGAGGUAGACGCCAUUAUUGAUAAAUCGGGCUCGACAGUCUUUGCUGAAAUCCAAGGAUAUAUUGACUGUUGCAUCAAAUUGUCUGGCAUGCCUGAUCUGACAUUAUCCUUUAUGAAUCCGCGUCUCUUCGAUGAUGUGUCCUUUCAUCCAUGUGUACGUUUCAAGCGAUGGGAAGCCGAACGUUUGUUGAGUUUUAUACCACCUGAUGGUAAUUUCCGUUUAAUGUCCUAUCACAUCAAUGCACAAUCUGUGGUAGCUAUACCCAUAUACAUACGCCACAAUUUCUCUAUAAAGACGGGAGAACAAGGACGUUUGGAUUUGACAGUGGGCACUCGAACACUUAUGGGUCGUUCAGUGGAUAAGGUCAAAUUGGAAAUAGCUAUGCCAAAGUGUGUUUUAAAUUGCAUAUUGACACCAAAUCAAGGCAAAUAUACCUUUGAUUCUGUGUCGAAAACUUUAACCUGGGAUGUGGGGCGCAUAGAUGUUACAAAUUUGCCAAAUAUCAGAGGAACUGUCUCCAUACCUCCCGGCACUCCUAGCUUGGGCUCCAAUCCCACCAUUAAUGUGCAAUUUACCAUUUCUCAAAUGGCCGUUUCUGGCCUUAAAGUCAAUCGCUUAGAUAUGUAUGGUGAAAAGUAUAAGCCUUUCAAAGGUGUCAAAUAUAUAACUAAGGCUGGCAAAUUCCAAGUUCGCAUGUAAAGAUAAAAGUGCUGAGUCAGCUUAAACUCUUAAAUUAAUCCAUUAUUUUUUAAAUAAAACAAUUAGUGUUAAGAAAUUUGCAAAAAUCUCACUCACAAUUAA